Molecule: messenger RNA, 1037 nt
Organism: Talaromyces proteolyticus
Lineage: Eukaryota; Fungi; Ascomycota; Eurotiomycetes; Eurotiales; Trichocomaceae
Product: chorismate mutase
Exons: 3
Coding region: 127-921 (264 amino acids)
Biological process (GO): aromatic amino acid biosynthetic process; chorismate metabolic process
Cellular component (GO): cytoplasm
Molecular function (GO): chorismate mutase activity
Source: RefSeq, a predicted model, not a curated record
GAUCGGAGACUUUCGACUCAACCAGCUUGCUUAAUGGCAGACAAUCCUGCACCACCAAUCUGUCGCACAACAAACCCGAAAAUAUAGACAAUCUCUUGCGGGGGUUUCAUAUCACUGUUCUUCGCCAUGGAUGCCGCAAUCGACCUCACUGACCGCUCGCAAGCUCUCGACCUCGCCAAUAUCCGCGCUCAACUAAUUCGUCUCGAAGACACAAUCACCUUCCAUCUCAUCGAGCGCGUGCAAUUCCCGCUAAACCAGACCAUUUAUGUGCCCGGUGGUGUCAGAAUCCCAGGCAGUGACCUUAGUCUGAUGGACUACCUGCUCCGCGAGCAAGAACGCCUUCAAUCUCGAGUGCGCCGCUACGACUCUCCCGACGAACACCCCUUCUUCCCAGACGCGCUGGAAGAACCGAUCCUCGAACCACUCGAAUACCCGGAAAUCCUAUACGCAAACAACGUGAACCUAAACCACACCAUCAAACAGCGCUACAUCGAAGAGAUCCUUCCCUCAGCCUGCCCCAAUGACCGAGUCGAUCGCGGCGCGUCACAGGAAAAUUACGGGUCGUCUGCAACCUGCGACGUGAACGUGCUGCAGGCGUUGUCUCGCCGCAUACAUUUUGGCAAGUUCGUGGCAGAGUCGAAGUUUCAGGAAAACCCGGAGAAAUUUGUCCAGUUGAUCAAGACCAAGGACAAAAAGGGGAUUGAUGAGGCAAUCACGAAUAUGAAGGUUGAGCUUAAGAUUCUGGAACGGAUUAAGAUGAAGGCAGAGACGUACGGGAGUGACCCUGCUUUGGCAGAGUAUCGUAACAAGGUUGACGCGGAUGCUGUUGUCAGUUUAUACAAGAACACUAUUAUCCCACUAACCAAGGUUGUUGAGGUGGAAUACUUGAUGCAGCGCUUGAAAGGCACACAAUGGGAGUAGCCCACCAACGCGCGGUUCUCCGUACUUUUACUAUUAUGACGCAUGACACAGCGCUUUGUUUGAUAUAGUUUGGGAUAUAAUUAAAGCAUUUAUACAGAUCUCUUUUGACAGAAAGA